CUGGAGAAUGAAGUAAUUACUACAGAAAAGGGAAGACGAAUUUUAGCAGCUGGGUCGGUUCCAUCAUUAUUUGAGUGGAACAAAUACAGCAGGAAGACACGAGCAGGUGUUUGGGAGCGCCGUUGUCGACCAUCUAAUCCAGAACCUGAUUCGGCGGAUCCAAUUGAGGACAAUGAACCACCCGUCAUGGUACCUAUGGUCGUGGACCAUGACUACGGCGCCAGCAGAACCGUGUGUGUUGACCGGGAGCAAUAUCACAGCAUGCUGAGAGAAAUUGAGCAACUGAAAGAGCAGCUCCGAUCCUGUAGUCUUCAAAAGCCGUUUGGACUGGAACGUUUUUCUACGUCACCAGAAGACAUCAGAUUUUACACCAGGUUCCCCUCAUAUGAGCAUCUGAAGGCGUUUUGGAACUUGAUCGAGGCAGCAACAGCCAAAAUGGUCAGGGUCACCAGAGCAAAGAAAACCGACGUCAUGAGUACAACAACUGAAACCCCUUUUACCAGACCAACUAAACUGCUGCCAAUAGAUGAGCUUUUUCUUUUCCUCUCCUACCUGUCUACUGGAUGUACCCAGAGGGAACUGGGCCAUCGAUUUAACAUCCACAGAGCAACAGUCAGCCGCAUUAUUGUGACAUGGGCCAACUUCCUGUACUGCUUAUUGGGCUCAAUUUGUGUGUGGAUGUCUCCUGCAGCUGUGAGUUCCAGUCUUCCACAGGAUUUUGAUGGCCGCUACAGUGACACACAAGUUAUCCUGGACUGUACAGAACUACGGUGUCAAACACCUUCAUCCCUGCUCCUCCAGAGUGAAGUCUUCUCCACCUACAAAUCCCACUGUACCUUUAAGGCCAUGGUGGGCAUGUCUCCUCACGGAGCCCUGACAUUUGUGUCAGCACUGUUUGAGGGUUCCAUGAGUGACAAGGAAGUGUUCCGUCAAUCAGGGAUUACAUCACUCUUGACACUGGACAUGGCCAUCAUGGUGGACAAGGGAUUCUUGGUGGAUGAUCUCGUACCUGGGACUGUUCAUCGUCCUGCCUUCCUCUCCAAGAGGGCCCAAAUGUCAGAGGUCGACGUUUUGAAGACCCAGUCCAUUGCCCGUUUGAGGGUGCAUGUUGAGAGGUUAAUAAGAAGAGUUAAAGAAAAUAAACUCUUUGAUUCCACUAUCCCUCUCUCCAUUGCAGGAAGCAUAAACCAAAUUUUUACAGUUGCCUGUCUCCUGUCAAAUUACCAAAAUGGACCUUUGGUCAGGAAAUGGAGAUAUGAAGUUUGACAGAAAAGCUGAUGGCACAGUCUUGAAGAAACAG
Nematolebias whitei (Rio pearlfish) is the source of this 1300-nucleotide messenger RNA. RefSeq lists its product as uncharacterized. The transcript has 3 exons. The coding region runs from base 187 to 1266 and encodes 359 amino acids. Lineage: Eukaryota; Metazoa; Chordata; Actinopteri; Cyprinodontiformes; Rivulidae. The record is from RefSeq and is a predicted model, not a curated record.